Camellia sinensis is the source of this 1103-nucleotide messenger RNA. Lineage: Eukaryota; Viridiplantae; Streptophyta; Magnoliopsida; Ericales; Theaceae. The record is from RefSeq and is a predicted model, not a curated record.
ACAACAAUGAGGAGUUAGAUUUGUUGUUGGCAUUAGUUGUGCAUUUUGAUUCAAAGUGUAUUGAUGUUGUUGUACGAGUAAAAGACUCAACCAUUGACUGUGGUUAUCUCAACAACAUAUUGGAUUAUAGAGAAAGAGAGUCAAUGUUGAAUCUUGAAGUUUGUGAAAUUGCAUUGUCUCAUGACAGCAGUAAGUCUGUGAACUUAUCAAACAGAGCAUCUACAUUUUCCAAAAGGAAUUCGAGGUUGGAGGUUGAAGAAGAGGUUGAUAUGUUAUCAUCAUUUUGUCGACACAAGGGAAAAUCACUGUUGCCUGCUGGUUGGGCCGUUAGUAUUACACAUAAUGAUAAAGUUCGUGUUACUGCACAAUGUUUGUUUAGAGAGACAAAAGGUUGUAUGUGGAAUGUUCAUGGUAGAGUGGAGAAUGCUAAUGGGUUCUUUUAUAUAAAGAAGUUGAACAAUGUCCACACAUGUGGUGCUGAAAUACGGACGAUGACUCAUUCUCGUAUGAGUUUUGAUUUAGUUGUUGAUUUGAUUGUUGAAAGUGUUCGUGAUAAUCCAUUGACACGUCCAGUUCAUGUUGUUCGGGAUUUUAAGUUGGGGUAUGGGCUGAGAUUAAGAUGGUAUGUGGAUGUUGCAAAGAGUUGCAAUUCAGGGAGUUACAAUAAGUUUGAGUGUGACGAUGACACUAAAAGGUUUAAGAGAUUAUUUGUUUCUUUUCAUGGGUUCUUUCCUAUUUGUUUUGCAGUUGUUGGCUCAGAGAAUCAAGAUAAUUGGUGCUGGUUUUUGGAGCAUUUGAGUAGAAUUGUUUCACCAGAACGAAAUAUUACAUUUGUGUCAGAUCGUAACCUUGGAUUAGUUGAAGUGUUGCUAAAGGUUUUCCCAAUGGCUUUCCAUGCUUAUUGUUUAUAUCAUUUGAAGAUGAACUUAAGGCAUCAUUUGCGUGGUAUGUUUCAUGGAUUGAAAGAAAAACUGAUCACUUUGUUUGGGAAAUGUGCAUAUGCUCCAAUUGAAGAAACAUUUCAUCAAUGUUUGGUUGAGUUAAAGACUGAAGAUGGGUCAAGAGUUGAAAAGUUUUUAGAUGACAUACCAUAUGAUCAUUAG